Messenger RNA from Schistosoma margrebowiei, 768 nucleotides. The record is from the annotation of a GenBank genome assembly. Lineage: Eukaryota; Metazoa; Platyhelminthes; Trematoda; Strigeidida; Schistosomatidae.
AUGUCUAUCUCUCAGUCGCCUGUUGGAACACCAGUUACAUUUUAUUCAAAGGCGAAAAUCUAUUGGAGUCAAGUUCCAGCUACAGUUGACGGAAUGUUAUCAGGUUAUACCUCGUUAAAUGUCCCGGAUAUUGCAGAUUCUGAGGUAUUUCUUGAUGAAUUCGGACCAUCUACUACAGCAUACGCAUUAGAUUGUGGUGCCGGUAUUGGACGUGUUACUAAACAAUUAUUAUUACCACGUUUCUCUAUUGUCGAUAUGGUUGAAUUGACACAAUCAUUUCUUAAUCAAGCAGAAGAAUAUAUUGGACCCGAAGAUUUUCCUAGAGUUGGUGAACGCUUCUGUAUUGGUUUACAAGACUUUACUCCACCAACUGGUCGUUAUGAUCUAAUUUGGAUUCAGUGGGUAUUAGGCCAUUUAUCAGAUUUAGCUUUGCUAGCCUUUUUAAAACGUUGUGCUCAUGGACUUUCUCCAGGCGGUAUCAUUGUAAUUAAAGAAAAUAUCACUUCACCUGGUGGACACGAUGAAAAAUCAAUCAUGAAUUCAGAAGAAAUCGAUUUCGAUGAGAUCGAUAGUAGCUAUACAAGAUCACGAUCAACUUAUAUAAGAGCUUUUAUGGAUACUGGUUUAACAUUAAUUGGUGAACGUGCUCAAACAAAUUUCCCGUCAUCAUUUUAUCCAGUAAGAAUGUUUGCAUUAUCAUAUAACGGUGAUCCGAAAGCAUCUCCUACAAAAUCUUUGCCUAAACCACUACCAACUGUAAGUGCUUAA